CGUCAUAGUCUCGCGACAUGACUGAGACACGCGAGGUCGGGAUUAGCUGUCAGGCAGUGGACAAUUUCCUGGAGAUUUGUGCUGUUGCGGGACGUUUAAGCAGCAAUACAGGACUGUGGAUUGCGUUAAGUUCCGUGAAAAUCGAUAGUGCUGAGCGGCUGGGUGUGAACUGCAACAAUGUCUUUGAUUUGCCAGUGUCUGCGCCGAGCAUGGUUUCUUAGAGGCAACUCCACCAGCUAUAGUGCAUUGAGAGAAAUCAGCCUCUUCUCUGGCACAACGACGGCACCCCACUGGAACAAAGUCGUUUCAGAUGCAGAGAAGAUUGUAGGUUAUCCCACUUCAUUCAUGAGCCUCCGCUGCUUACUAAGUGAUGAACUAAACAAUAUAGCCAUCCAAGUCAGGAAGCUGGUGGGAACCAAGCAUCCUUUGUUGAACACUGCCAGGACUUUUGUGAAUGACAGUCAAAACAACCUGCAGAUGCGAGGCCUGGUAGUGCUUCUUAUCUCUAAAGCUGCUGGGUUAAGUAAGUCGGCAGAUCACACGUUCCAACAUGACCUGGUUAGUGGCAUUUGUGGCAGGCAAAGAAACCUAGCUGAAAUUACAGAACUGAUCCACACCGCUUUCCUAGUGCACCGUGGCAUUGUAAAUAUUAACGAAUUGAAGACAUGCGAUGGCCCCAUUAAGGACAUGCAGUUCGGGAACAAAAUGGCAAUUCUUAGCGGGGACUUUCUCCUUGCAAAUGCAUGCACAGGAUUAGCCGAUUUACAGAAUGCAAAGGUUGUGGAGAUCAUAUCUAGUACCAUAGGUGACAUGGUAAAAGGAAUAUACUAUGAAAAUUCUUAUAUGCCAGAGAACACCUUUACGGAUGUUAAUGGCAUAUCUAACUGGAUAGAGAAUAUUUUCCUCUCUCAUGGUUCGCUACUGGCAAAGAGUUGUCAAUCUGCAAUGCUAUUGGCACAUCAUGAUUCAGAGCUUCAGUCAAGGGCUUUCCAAUACGGAAAACAUAUGUCUAUCAGUUACAAGCUAAGUUCAGACCUCCAGCCAUUCAUUAAUGGAAAAUACAGUGAUUCAUCGUUCAGCCUGAAUUCUGCUCCAGUGGUUCUUCACCAGGAAUUUAUAGGAAGAGAAGCCUGGAUGGAUCAGAUCAAAGAGGCUCAACUGAAAGAAAACUUGAUUGACCGUGCAAAGUUGCAAAAGGCAAUCAAGGCUGGCAAAGGUGUGACUUCUGCUAUUGACCUGUGUUGUUACCAUGGAGACAAAGCUCUGGAAGCCCUGCAGUGUUUUCCUGACUCGGAGGCCAGAUCUGCCUUGAAAAACAUUAUUUACGCUGUGACUAGAUUUUCCUGACACUAAAGUGAAUCUGAGACUCCUGCUUAUGUUUUUACGUAAAUCCUCUGGAACUCACUGCUUGGCCCAUUGUGCCUUUUUCAUCCUUUGCCAUUCUCGCUCAUCACAAUCUACAGUGGGCAUGAAACCUUUUUUUUUUUUUUUUUUUUUAAUUGCUAAGGACAAAAAUAGAAUGUGAGGGGAAAAAAAAAGGUCAAACUGUUUUCUCUUGUCAUGCCAGAAGCACACUUGAGGCUGCACCAGUAGAAAUAAUUAAUGAGGUUUGCUUCUGUGACCUCAGCAAAUGGCCAGGAAAUAAGUCCUUAUUGAUUGGACAUAGCCAGGAGUGGCGCCAGUGUGGUGGCCUGUGGUUUUCCUGCUCCUAGGAGGACAUGAGGGGUGUGAUUCUGCAGGUGUCAGUAGGAAAUCUUUUCUCCGACAUUGACAAAAUCAAGAGUUUAUUUUAAUAUAAACUCCACACAUCAAGGACACUCCUAAUUUAUAAGAAACCUGAAAGCGAAAAAGUUCAGAACCAUUAUAAGUUCCAGCAAUCAGAUUUUAAUAAUCUCCACAUUCAGGUCACUUUCACCCUGCAUAAAACAAAAUUGCUCUACAUUUAUUAUAUAUAAAUAUAUAUGUAUGUAUUGCCCAUGCCACAGAUGUGUUCUCAGGACUGCGGUUUUAGUUAAAUACCAUCAUGCCUGGAAACGUAUAUAAAUAAAAUGAAAUGCCAUUAAUAAGAAUGUAAUCAAUUGCAGCAUUUUUACUUUAUAGAUGGAAAUACAACAUUUGAUUACAAUACCAGAUAAAGCAGUAUACACACAAUUUCAGCUGAAAGCGGGUCCCCAAAGGCCGUUUACAUUUUUGUAUGUCUCUUUCUAAUCAUUUCAAUUAGUAUUGGUACCUUGAAGAAAUAAAACUAUACAAUAAUUGUUUUUUUCAUUGCAAUAUGAUUUUAGUAAUGCCUCAGAAUACAGAAAAGUCCUCCCUCCCCCCAUUCACUGGAACUUUACGAAGAUGUGUUUUCUUUUCUAACCUUAGUUUGUCAGAUUAAACAACUCUCAAAACGCCAAUGACAGAUAGAAUACAAGGUAAUCACAAGCUGGAACUUGAGCCUGUCUCUGUUUUGUUCAUUGGAGAUGAUUUUGUGGUUUGCAUGCAUGUAACCUGAGCCCAUCGUUGACAAGAAGGCUGAGUUUACACAAAUGAUCUAGAUUGAGACUCAGCUACCUUUCUUCCUUCUCUGGUGUAAUUACAGCCCAAUCCGGAGACAGCUAGCGCAGCAAACAGAUUUCAUUACAUCGUUCACUCAAACACUUGAAGUAAAGUUCUUUCACUUUUGUGAUCCUUUUUCAUUUUUUAUUUCUCUCACCUAGAAGGAGAACUUUGCCACAAACUUAUCAUGGCAGCUUGUUGAAUUCCUCUGGCUGGGAAAUGGUAUACUGAACCUCAUCUGUUUCUUUCAUUCUAUCUAAGAAUUCCUGAAAGUGGAUAUGAAAAGGAAGUAUUCCUGCAGACAAGCCAGUGCCCAGUCUGAUAUAUUCUAUUCAAUUUCUCCAUUAAGCUUUGUUCCACCACACUCAGACAAAUGUUGUAUUAUCUCUUAUUUUAUAGUUCACAAAGUUAUAGAAAAGGAAUGUAGCAUUUCUGCCUGUAGCCUUUAUAAACAAUAAAUGGAAACUGCCAUA
Molecule: messenger RNA, 3014 nt
Organism: Xenopus laevis (African clawed frog)
Lineage: Eukaryota; Metazoa; Chordata; Amphibia; Anura; Pipidae
Gene: pdss2.S
Product: all trans-polyprenyl-diphosphate synthase PDSS2
Exons: 9
Coding region: 178-1347 (389 amino acids)
Biological process (GO): isoprenoid metabolic process; isoprenoid biosynthetic process; ubiquinone biosynthetic process
Cellular component (GO): mitochondrion; transferase complex
Molecular function (GO): prenyltransferase activity
Source: RefSeq, a predicted model, not a curated record